AUGAGUGAUUUUUCCUCCAAUUUUUCGGGGACUUUAACUUCUUUAGAGACGGAUCUGGACCUCUGCUAAACUUGUGGAGUUUGACGUGAAAGACGAAGAUCAAACUGAGGGGUGAAAUGGGAUUAAUUCAGACUUUUCCUCUUGAUUGAACUCCUCAUCAUCUUCAUCAUCACUCACAUUCAGGUAAAAUCAAACAGCAGAUAGAGGUUCAUGUUAAAGAAAGUAGAAAAUCUCCAUCUUAUUUAAGUUCAGAGUUAAAACAGUCUAAGUGAGGAGAAAAGCUAAAUUUAGCUGCUUUAAUCUGGAGAAGGAUUUAAGUUAACACAGAGAAACAUGCUGAGCUAAUAGGACUAAACACAAACAGAAGCUCUGUCACUGUCACUUUGUUUCAGUCUGAUGUGUUUUUUAAAAUCCAGCAGGAGUGGUUUCUACUCUUUCGAGUCUCUGAGACCUGGUUUUUAAGAGAGACAAUGAAACGCAAUGAAAGCUGGGACAGAAUAAUGCAGCAUAUUUAAAGGUCUGAUUGGUAAAUACCUGAUCAAACUAAAACCAAUAUGCCUUUCUUUUGUCACUUUAGAGCUACAAAAUAAAACAAAGAGGAAAGAUUAACCCGAGGGAUAUCUGUCGCUGAAAGAUUACUCAUUAUAACGUUAUUUCACCCUCCUCAGCGUCUCCAAGGAUCAGCAACACGCAACAAACCUGCGCAUGCAAAAACAUUUUCAUGGAGGAUGUUUGUUUUCUGAAGUGUUUCGCAUUUUAACUGUCUCUUUUUCUGCAGACUGAUGGAGAACCAGGAUCAAACACCUUCUGUGGGGACGGGUCUGUGGUCCAGGUGAGCCUGGUUGGAUCCAAACAUCUCUAUUUCCUUUAAAUAUCACAGAGUAAGGAUCAAAUUUAACUUGCCUCCACUUAUUUCCUCCACUGUGUGAGUUUUCUGUGUUUCUUUUCUCAGACUGUCCAACAUGAUGCAGUUUGGGAGGAGCAGCGUCGGUCCUGCGGGGUCUGAUCCAAACGACCAGACCGUGAAGAGCAGGAGCGGGUAAGCUGAAAACCUGCACAGAGCACAGAAACAAAUAAUACACAAAAUCAUGUUAUUUGAGUCAGAAAUAUUUCAUAAAACACAAAAACACUUUAUGAAAUGCAGAAACAUUUUUUAAAGAGUAAAAACAUUCAUCAAAACGCAAAAACUUGAAUUAGAAAAUGUUUCAACUGAAGUGAUUCACACAAGAAAACAGCAGUUUUGCAUUUUUUUUAGAUCAUUUAUUAUUAUUAUUAUUAUUAUUAUUAUUAUUAUUAUUAUUAUUUAUUUUGUUUAUUUAGGAAACUGUGAAAUGUUUGAUGAGAUAUGUUAAGCUGAUGAGCGCUUUUUCUCCAUACAUAACCCACGCUCUGGUAAUUUUAUACCCAAAUAAGCAAAACAAGAAUAUUUCUGCAAAGUGACUUUGUUAGCUUUGCCAUUUUACUCAAGCAGUGGUUGAGUUAGUGAGCUCUCUGGGUGUUUUAAACAGCAGAUUAGUUUGAUAACUAAUGAGGUAUGUGACAGAUUUGCAGAAUUGCCGUGUGACAUUGAUUGGAUCAGAAAAAUAAAUGAUCAGUGAUAGAUGAAAAACUCUAUGCAACACUUCACCCCUUCACUGAACAUUUGAGCAUCAUAGGAGUAGACAUUUACCUGAGCUACGGCCCCACCCAGUGGCUGAUGACAGCACUACAGAAGAGCGGCAUAUAACUGGCAUACUGGUCUAUAAUAAUGAAAAUAUGAGCUAUUUGGCCCAGUAGUUCUAACACUGACUAGAAAAGAUUUGGUCUUUAUAGCUGGAUGAUUAUCAAAGUAGCUUCACUUAAAGGACAAAUGCACAGAUUUAAGCCAUGCAAAUGAAAACUGAUUCAUUUUUUGCAGCAGAAAUGGAAAAAUCUGAUGAACUGCCUUUGAGCAGGUAUCUUUGUGAAUAAAAUGUAUGUAUCUAUACCGAUAUUUGUAAUUUAUACUAAUAGAUUUUUUUCUUUUUUAAAAUCUCUAAUAUGCAAGGAAGGGUUAGGACUAGAUUUUUUGCUUCAUUCUGUUCCUUCUCAAACUUUAUUUUUGACAUGCGUAUGUUGUGUUAAUUUAUCUUUAACAUGUACAGUUGUUUGGUGUAUAUAUGUAUUAUUUUGUUCGGUGAUUUUAGUUGUUUUUUGUUGUUUUGAGAUAAAUAAAGAAGAAAGAAAGUAAAAGAAAGUAUGAGCAUUAUUAUAGAGAGAAGUGUGAAAAUUACUCCAACAGUAUGAUGGAAUAACAAAUAUGGAUACAACAGAUAACAAGAAAUCAGUCUUCAUAGUAAGCAGAUAUACAAUUACAAAAACAUAGAAACUUAGAAAUGAGAGACUCCUGAGGCGCAGGUGGAUUUAAAAAUAUUUUUAUGGUUUAUCUUAUUUAUUCUCAAUCUUUCAUUGCUUAUAUUUUAUCCUAAAUGAUUAAACUCAAGUCUUCUCUCCUCUUUCAGAGAUGUCCGCUGGUCCCAGGCUGCACAAAACAUGAACAACAGCAACAACAAUGACGGGUAAGACUUCUGAAACUUGAUCACAUUAAAUGAGUGAAAUCAAGAACUUUAGAUAAAGGUGAUAGAGAGUUCACUGUCUAAUUCUUUUCCUGUAACUUUAUCAGGAUCAGGGUCACUAAGUUUGCAAACACAGGGAACUCUGACAAUACAGGAACCAAGUAAACGGCAGUAAAUCUAUAAGUUUAUCAAUGAAAACAUUAAAGAGCGUUUUGAAAUUUGUUUACUUAACAUCUGAGUUGCUUUUUAAGGAUGUAUUGUUAAAUAUUUUGAGCUGUUUUUUUUCUGCCUGUAGUAACUGCAUGGCAGUAAUAUUUAAUAUCCAGAGUCAGCCUGUUUGUCUUUGAUUUACAGAAAGAAGGAUGAGAAAAAAGAUGAGAAGAAAGACGAGAAGAAGGAUGAGAAGAAGGAUGAGAAGAAGGAUGAGAAGAAAGAUGAGAAAAAGGAUGAAAAGAAAGAUGAGAAGAAGGAUGAGAAAAAGGACGAAAAGAAAGAUGAUAAAAAAGACGACAAAAAGAAGGAAGAACCCCCGUGAGUAUCUUGGUUUACCAAAACUGCACCACAAGGAACUAUCUAAAAUCGUUAAUUUAUCGAGCAUCAUAAUUUCAUACUGUCAUAAAAAAAAUAACUUGUUUUGUAGACAAGUGUCAUAUAAGAGUUUAGGAGACUCUUUAAUUUAUCAAACCUGCCACAGCAACAGGUUCAGGUGACUUUAUUUGCACUUGUAGGACUAAAGCCAGAGUCCUGCUAAGAUGAUCAAGUUUUUCUUGGUUGCAGAGUAAAAUGAGCUCUACAUAUGAAGGCAUUUACAUAACAUGGCUUAAAAUGAAGUGACGAUGUAUUGAUGGCCUUUAUAUUUUAAUAACUGUCAAAAUAGGAUAAGAUGAGAUUCAGUGAAAUGCAAUGUUAACUCUAGAUAACAAAAUCUUUCACAGUUGCCAAAACUGUAUUACACCAAGUGCUGUAAAAUACUAAAAGUACAUAAAAGCAUAAAUGGUAAAGGCAGUAAACAAACAUCUGCUUCAAUGUUUAACACAAUGCAAGCUGUCCAUAAUCAAUAUUUGUAUUAAUUGUAUUUGUACACUGUAGUUAAGUAUUAGUUAGUUAGUAGUAGUUAGUUCUUGUAUUGUAUUAAGCUGCUGCAGCAACCUUUACUAAUGUGGCGGAAAAGAAAAGCACAACUGCAUUUUUGAAUGUAAUAUUUUACUUACCAAUAUUCUCAGACUGUUCAGUUGAUGAACCAAAAGCGAUCAGCACCAAAGACCUUUGUUUGAUUAUCCACCUGUGAGCUAAACAAACAGGUGCAGCUAACGAGGCUGAUAACGAGGCAGCUGCACCUGUAUGUUUAGCUCAUCACAAAAGCUGACAGAUCAAGAACAAAAUUAAAGAUGUCACUCAUCAUACUUGAUAUCUUACCAUCACAGGGUGUGAUAGUUUUUCACAAACAGGACCUGUAUAGAACAAACUGGAACUUCUGAAAAUUGCAUAUGUCGUCACAUGAACUAGAGAUCCCUUGAUGUCAGUGAAUAAUCAAAAUUUCUUCAGGGAGUUUUUUUUUUUUUUUUUUUUUGCUGGGUAAAGACAUACAAUAGUUCUCAUCUUCUCUUUCAGAAAGGAGGUGUGGAUCCUGGACCCAGCCACAGACGAGUACUAUUACUGGCUGUGCACCAUUUCCAUCCCAGUGUUCUACAAUAUGAUGCUCCUGGUUGCCAGGUUUGUUUUUUUUAUUUUUCACCAUCUAUUAUUUCCUUGCUCUCCUAUUGUUGUCUCGAAGGUCUUAAUUGUGUUUCUUUUCCCAUGUAGGUCCUGUUUUAAUGAGCUGCAGUACAAAAACACAGUCACCUGGAUAGUUCUGGACUACAUAUCAGACUUCCUGUACUGUGUUGACACCUUUGUGAGACUCAGGACAGGUAAGUGACAGGACAUUUGAUAAAGUUCAGAAAUGCCAGUUGUAGAUGUAGCCUUAGUAUUUGGUAAUGCUCUCAACCUCACUAUCCCACCCGCCUGUUUAACCACCAUGGGCUCCAGAGUCUUGAGACGCUCUGCUCCCUGACUUUGAAACUCCCGCCCACCAAGCAUCCCUGAAAUCAACUCUCACCAGAGUCUUAAAACCCAUCUUUUCAAACUAGCAUAUCCAGUCUUUUUUAGUCAUGAUGAUUAUUAUUAGCUGAUGAUACUCUUCUGUUUGAACAGGUUUUCUUGAGCAAGGACUGCUUGUGAAGGAUGAGAAAAUCCUGAAAGACAGGUACAUGAAGACUCUCCAGUUCAAAUUGGACAUCCUGUCAGUCGCUCCCACCGAUAUCAUCUUUGUUUUUAUUGGAAUCGACAACCCAGAGUGGAGGUUCAACCGUCUCUGCAGGUCUGCCCGGCUCUUUGAGUUCUUUGACCGGACUGAAACUCGAACCAACUUCCCAAACAUCUUCCGAAUUGGUAAUCUUGUCCUCUACAUCAUCAUCAUCAUCCACUGGAAUGGUUGUAUCUACUUUGCUGUCUCCAAGGUGCUGGGCUUUGGCUCCGACACCUGGGUGUACCCAAACAUGAGUAAUCCUGAAUACGCUCGCCUGGCCAGACAGUAUAUCUACUGCUUUUACUGGUCCACUCUCACCCUGACCACUAUUGGAGAAACACCGCCCCCUGUCAGAGAUAUUGAGUACUUCUUUGUCGUAGCUGACUUCCUCACUGGGGUUCUGAUCUUUGCUACCAUUGUGGGAAACGUUGGUGCCAUGAUUUCCAACAUGAGCGCUGCACGUGUGGAGUUUCAGGCGAAGAUUGAUUCCAUCAAGCAGUACAUGCAGUUUCGAAAGGUCACCAAAGAUCUUGAGGUGAGGGUGGUGAAAUGGUUUGACUACCUGUGGACAGAAGACAAGACCUGUGAUGAAAAGCAGGUCCUGAAGAAUCUUCCAGACAAACUGAAGGCAGAGAUAGCCAUCAACGUACAUCUGGAGACCCUGAGUAAAGUUAGGAUCUUCCAGGACUGUGAGGCAGGUUUACUGGUUGAGUUGGUCCUAAAGCUUCAGCCUCAAGUGUUUAGUCCUGGUGACUACAUCUGCAAGAAAGGGGACAUUGGAAAGGAAAUGUACAUCAUCAAAGAAGGAAAGCUUGCAGUAGUUGCAGAUGAUGGGGUGACACAGUUUGUAGUCCUCAGUGAUGGGGCAUACUUUGGAGAAAUCAGCAUCCUCGGUAUCAAGGGCAGCAAGGCGGGAAACAGAAGAACCGCGAACAUCCGAAGCGUUGGCUACUCUGAUCUAUUCGCCCUGUCCAAAGAUGAUCUCAUGGAGGCUCUCGUUGAGUAUCCAGAAGCCAAAACUCUCCUGGAGGAAAAGGGAAGGGCCAUCCUGAUGAAAGAUAAUCUCAUUGAUAUGUCACUUGCAACUCUUACAGAUGCCAAAGACUUGGAGGAUAAAGUCAACAAGAUUGAAGCAAGUUUGGAGAUCAUGACGUCCAAAUUUAAAAAGAUGACAGCACACUAUGAUUCUCACCAACGUAAAAUCAAGCAGCGCCUCAAGAACAUGUCCAACCAGGUCCGAACCCUCACAUAUGAGGAUUUUUAGAGCUUGACUUAGCAUGUCUACAGCCAGGCUUUGGGACUAUUCUUCCCCUCUUUGCUCUGUGCAUGCUGAACAGUGUACAACUUAAUGGACAAUGGCAUCACAGACUUGUGUGCAGUUUUUCUCACAGUGAUAGACUAAGGACUUUGCUUGUCCUUUAACCUGUUUCUGAUUUGCACCAAUAUUUAUUGUAUUUUGUACUGACAUCAGAUCUGUAUGGAAGUACUUUGUGAAGAUCAUCUAAAUGUAUGUGAAAACUGUCAAACAGAGAAAUAGGACAGAUUUCUAGAGAUGAUCCAGCUUGUUUGAUUAUCCUUUGAGCAGAUCUCUGUUGAUUUUGUCCUGACUUUAGAGCUGUGUUGAAUAAAAACUGAGACAUGCAGCUCACAACAAAAUAAAAUGUUUGCACUCAGUAGUACAGUAGUAGAGAAACAUAUUUAAGUGAGGGAACUAGUUUGGGGUCAGAAUCUGCGCCAUCAUAUCUGCACCUUCACUAAGUCCUUCGAAUGACGCUCAAGUCUUGCAGUGA
This is a messenger RNA of Xyrichtys novacula (pearly razorfish), 6611 nucleotides long. NCBI's taxonomy places the organism in Eukaryota, Metazoa, Chordata, Actinopteri, Labriformes, Labridae. The record is from the annotation of a GenBank genome assembly.